Messenger RNA from Clunio marinus, 189 nucleotides. The record is from the annotation of a GenBank genome assembly. NCBI's taxonomy places the organism in Eukaryota, Metazoa, Arthropoda, Insecta, Diptera, Chironomidae.
AUGAAACUGCGCAAUCAGAUGGCGCUGUUAACGCGGCUGCGCGACAAUCCCAGCUUGCGGUUUGUAUGUUGGGAUGUAAACAAAAGAAUUUUCAAUGAAGUUCGAGUGUCAGAUAUUUUAUUGAUUUUUUCGGAUAAAAUUAUCAUGGAGCAAUACAAGGAGCUGAAAUGGUUUGGAAUUAAUAAUUAA